This is a messenger RNA of Cantharellus anzutake, 2419 nucleotides long. RefSeq lists its product as uncharacterized. Lineage: Eukaryota; Fungi; Basidiomycota; Agaricomycetes; Cantharellales; Hydnaceae. The transcript is spliced from 12 exons. The record is from RefSeq and is a predicted model, not a curated record. Bases 370 to 2061 code for a protein of 563 amino acids.
UUCCAAUCACUAAGCACGGAGACAUGUAAGAGGACCGAAGACUGCGUGAACUUGGGUACGCACACAAGCCGCUCAAGCCAAUUGCUGGCCAUCUGUUGUAAAAAUCGCAUGAGCGGCUCCACAAAGAAUGGAAGAACUCACGGUGUCGAUGCUAGCCCAUGGAGGACGCCAAGCGCUUUGGUUUCCCCGACGCUAGUCUCAACAGAAGUUUUCUCAACCAUUAUUCACACUUUAAAAAGCGCGUGAUUCCGGGAAUUCAACGGAUCCGAGCCUAAAGUUCCCACGUUCCAUGCCCCCACCAAAUCCAAAUCACAGACUUCGCUGAGCCUUACAGCAGAGCUUUGGGAGAGAGGAGCUUUAAUAGUCGUUAUGCCUGCAGUUCCUGGCCCGCGAGGGGAUCCCUCCUUUGGCGAUUCCAGAAGUCCAUUUUCCGAAAAAUCCCUGCGAGCUUAUGUGAGGGCGUCGAAAUCAUUUGACAACUUAAUUGCGCUCGCAAAUGAUCGAGAGCGAUGGGACAAUAUGAAAGCCGGCGCUAAGAAAGUCAUGUGGAGAGAUGUUGGGGAACCACCAAUACCAAUCGACAAUUUCCAGGAAUGCCUUGAGCAUGCUCUGAGGGGUGGCAUAAGAGCCGGCCUUCUGGCAGGCGCUAUCCGCGCAGGCGUGAAUAUUUUCCUCCUGCUUUUCAAAAUAUUGCGGAAACCCAAGUCGUUUCGCACACCAUUGGUCCUUCGGGCUCUAUUUGGCACUGACACCCUGCGUUUCGGCGCAAUGCUUGCGUCUUUCGCUUUCAUUUACAAGUUCAUUCUUAAUGCUCUUCCCCUCACCCCUGUUCCUGACCGGCUCGUCAUCCUCCGGUCUAAGAAAAAAUUACUCGAUAUGGAAGCCACCCUUGAGACCCCGGACGACAAUCUCAGCACAGGCCAGCAGACGCCUCUCACUAUCCAUUCAAAAAAGCAUCCGGAAUCCAAGAGAGGUCAUCUAAGUCUUCACAGCGAGAUAGUGUAUUCAAGAUUAGAUGGCGCAAGGUGGCACGCCGUGCUUGCCGGCGCUUUGGCUGGGCUGAGCGUUCUAUGGGAAAAGAAAUCACGGAGGAUAACGAUCGCCCAGCAGAUUUUCGUCCGCGGUCUUCAAGGGGUUUGGAAUGCUUGGAGCCCACGGCUGGGCAUUGAAAUGCCUUUCGGCCCGGUGAUAGUAUUUUCUCUUGCCUGUGGACAAAUUAUGUAUGCUUUCCUUCUUCGACCGGAAACCAUACCACAGUCGUAUAAUGACUGGAUAUUGAGAGCAUCGAAAGUAUGGCCAGAAACAAUGGAAAUAAACCGUGAACUCGUUCGGAAUGGUAAAUUUGAUCUUCCUAAAUUCAAGACUCUCUUGAGCCGACCAGGUAAUACUAAACGGAACCAAGAGGCUCUCAAUAAUAUAUGGGAACAUGCAGUGAAAGGCGAUUUCAUGGGACGUCAGAAUGGCACAUGCCAGAUGAUCCAUCCUUGGCUCGAUAGUUGCAUCCGGGUUGAGAUAGAGCGCUUCGUGUCCGUGUGGACAUGGAUGUUCCCCAUAUACGGUGCUCUUCAUUUCAUUCCAAUGAUCUUGUUCAAGCGAAGACUUUUCAUGAAAGAACCACUCGCUAUGCUGCUGAAGAGCCUGAAAGGGACGAUGCGAAGCUCUACUUUCCUAGGGAUCUUCGUAAAUAUUUAUCAAUCGAUAUUAUGUGCAAAGAAUAAGCUAUAUGACUCACAAUGGGCUGCAAACAAUCUGAGCCCUCAGAUGCGUUCCGUCCUGAUAUCUCGCUUUUCAUUCUGGCUCCUUGGUGCAAUGUGUGCCCUGGCUCUUUUCAUCGAGGAAUCGCGGCGACGUGCCGAGUUGGCAAUGUAUGUUCUUCCCAAAGGGCUUGAAAGCGCAUGGAGUAUGAUGCGCAACCGUGGAUAUGUCCCAUUUAUACCCUGGGGAGAGAGUGUUCUGAGCGCUGUCGCCAUGGGCAUGGUAAUGAGCACUUAUCAGAAUGAUCCCCACCAUCUCUCUGGACUUGUUCGCCGCGUUCUCUAUCAGUUCAUUGGCCCAAAUUAGAUCGCCUCCCGCCCCAUAAACAUUGACAGUCGUACACUCCCGUGAUUCUCAACCACAUUAUUGCUCCAUGCGCACGGAACCCGAGGGUGCGGCAAUGGGUAACGGCGUAGCUAUUCUUAUUGCUUAGUCUUCGUUUCCGCUUAAUUCAUUGGUAGAUUAUGGCGGUAAUUAGUCCGUCUAGGUGCUGAUGGACGACUUCGAGGUUCCGAGUCGAAAGUCAUCUUUGAACAUUUUUUUGCUCUUCUGAUCGCAUGAUAUGUAUGGUAGACAUUCACGGUCGUCCCAGUUCCGUGCUGCGGAAUUGCCGCUUGAGGAUGGAUUAAUGUGAGAUAUGUAGGCCGUGAUCCACUCGUUUCAG